Molecule: messenger RNA, 3695 nt
Organism: Castor canadensis (American beaver)
Lineage: Eukaryota; Metazoa; Chordata; Mammalia; Rodentia; Castoridae
Gene: Prkag1
Product: protein kinase AMP-activated non-catalytic subunit gamma 1
Biological process (GO): protein phosphorylation; regulation of catalytic activity
Cellular component (GO): cytoplasm; nucleotide-activated protein kinase complex; nucleus
Molecular function (GO): protein kinase binding; AMP binding; protein kinase regulator activity
Source: RefSeq, a predicted model, not a curated record
GGGGGGUAUUUAUCUAUUUAUACAUGGGAUUGUACAUAGUCUUGUGGGGCAUGGGGGAGCCGGCUGGAGGUGAGAACCCUCCCCUCUCCCCCCACCCCCGGGGAGAGCAAAUGUAAAACUACUAAUUUUUGUGCUUUAUAUAUUCUAUAUAAAUAUAUCUAUUUUCUUUUUACAAAACCAGUUUAUAAAUGGUAGGGGGGUGUGGGGCGGACACAUGGAGCUCCCCUUGUGGGGGGGCCCCUCCAUUACCCAACCUACCGCCCUUUCCCUCACCCCUCCCCACUCCCCACCCCUGGCUGUGACUGCUGUAAGGUGGGGGUAUAGAGAGAGGCUGGGUAAUUCCCACCCCGUUGUAUAGUUGGACUAUGUUAUAACGCACAAAAGUGAGCUGGCCCCAGGGGGAGCCAGAGGGUGAUGGGUUCCCUACCUUCCUUUCCUUCCCCUUUCUGCCCAUGCUUGUGCUGCAGUUGAACCUCUUCCUGGGGGUGGGGAUAGAUAGAGGGUGGGUGAGGCCCCAGACCCCUCUCUGGUAGGGAGACAUGGGGAUGAAGAUGAAGCUUAUAUACAUACAGUUCUCUUCUAGGGGCUGUGGGCAAGAGCAUUUUGUAAUAUUUUCAAGAAUCAGAUGUCUGGAGUGUAGGGGUGGGCUUGGUGGUGGCAGUUGGGCAGGCCUACUGGAGGGGGAGCAUGGUCGCUGUUGUGAUUUUAGGUUUGUUUUUAUUUUGUUUUGAAUUUGAGGGGUUGUGGAUUGAUGGGGGUAGGGAGAUUUCUUUUCCUUUCAGUUUUUUUUUUUAAACUGCUUCCUCAACUGUUUCAAGCUGCAAAUGUUAAGAGAAUAACACCCCCACUCCCACAGGAACCACUGUAAUUAGAUCAGACAGUGGGGAGACUGGGCUGCUGUCCCCCAAAGCCACAGAGCAGAAAGGUCUAGGAUACAGGGAGAGGAAGAUUGGCUCCUGUGAGUCAGGCUUUGGUUGGGGCUUGGGCCCUGGGAUUGGGAAAAGGAGAUAGGGCAAACUUUGUAAGCAUAUGCUAGGUAUCCGAUAGUCCUGUAGAAUUUAGUGACGAGACCUUAUACAGUUUUUAAUUUUUAUAUAAACUAUAACUCAAACCCAAGCUACAAGGUUGGAAUUUUGGUUGUUGGUUUUUUUUUUUUUUUUUUUUUUUUUUUUAAAGUACCCUGCCUGUAUAAUUGCAUCAGAAUUCCUUCCUCCCCCUCCCCACCCCCCCGUGUUUGUAUUUUGGGUUGGUUUACACUUGCACAUAUUCAAUUUUCAGUUUUCACCCUUUACAGUCUUCUACCCUCACCUCCAGGACCCUCCCCCUUUUUAAAAAAAAUAAAUCGCUGACAAGUGUGAAUCCCGUGAAGACUUUAUUUUGUGUUGUGUGUAUCCUGUACAGCAAGGUUGGUCCUUCGUAACAACGGAUGAAAUGGUUCCCUUUUUUAAAGCGCCCUCUCUUCCUCCAACCCCAGCGCCUGUUCUUGGCAUGUUUUGUAUCAGCGAUCAUUCUGAAAUGUACAUAAUUUAUGUUGCGAGAGGCAAAGGGCAAGUUUUGGAUUUUGCUUCUUCCAAGUUUGUUUUUAAACGACAAAUAAAAAAAAGAACAUUUUAAAUACAAGCGGCUCCGUCCCGUGACCCUCGCCGUCAGCGGGAUCCGUGACAUCCGCCGGGACUCGCUGUAGGGGGAGGGGGCAUGUUAUCCUGGCCCGGCGCCGCCGGAAGGGUGGGUUCUCCGCCUUCCGCCUCGGGCCUGUGUCUGCUGUGACUUAAGCGGAAGUGGCGUCGGGGCACCGGACAUGGGCGGGGCCUGCUCCAAGCGAGCUUCCUAAAGCGAAGAACCAAGCCGGCGCCUCUUGCGAUGGAGACGGUCACUUCAGAUAGCUCCCCAGCUCUGGAAAAUGAGCAUCCUCAAGGAAGCUUCUGGUAGAUGAGCUUCAGCAAAACAAAGCAGAGAUCAAAAAAGAUGAAAAUGUGAGGUACAGGAAACAGGAGUGCCAACAGAGGAGAGAUGUGAAAGGGGUUUCUGGACCAUGAUGAGGAAGCUCCCAGGAUGGCAGUGGUACAGACCAGGCAAACCAGCCCAGAUCUGAGCAGGUCAGAAGGCUCCACAAGGCUCUUUCGAAACUCCAGAAUCCAACAACAGUGUGUAUACCUCCUUCAUGAAGUCUCAUCGCUGCUAUGACUUGAUUCCGACAAGUUCCAAAUUGGUUGUAUUUGAUACUUCCCUGCAAGUGAAGAAAGCUUUCUUUGCUUUGGUGACUAAUGGUGUACGUGCUGCCCCUUUGUGGGAUAGUAAGAAGCAAAGUUUUGUGGGCAUGCUGACCAUCACCGAUUUCAUCAAUAUCCUGCACCGCUACUAUAAGUCUGCCUUGGUACAGAUCUAUGAGCUAGAAGAACACAAGAUAGAAACUUGGCGAGAGGUGUACCUGCAGGACUCCUUUAAGCCACUCGUCUGCAUUUCUCCUAAUGCCAGCUUGUUUGAUGCUGUCUCUUCAUUAAUUCAAAACAAGAUCCACAGGCUGCCAGUUAUUGACCCAGAAUCAGGCAACACCUUGUACAUCCUUACUCACAAGCGCAUUCUCAAGUUCCUCAAAUUGUUUAUCACUGAGUUCCCCAAGCCAGAGUUCAUGUCUAAGUCUUUGGAAGAGCUACAGAUUGGCACCUAUGCCAAUAUUGCUAUGGUCCGCACCACCACCCCCGUCUAUGUGGCUCUGGGCAUCUUUGUACAGCAUCGAGUCUCAGCCCUGCCAGUGGUGGAUGAGAAAGGGCGUGUGGUGGACAUCUACUCCAAGUUUGAUGUUAUCAAUCUGGCAGCAGAAAAGACUUACAACAACCUAGACGUGUCUGUGACCAAAGCCCUACAACAUCGAUCACACUACUUUGAGGGUGUUCUCAAAUGCUACUUGCAUGAGACUUUGGAGACCAUCAUCAACAGGCUGGUGGAAGCAGAGGUUCAUCGUCUGGUAGUGGUGGAUGAGAAUGAUGUGGUCAAGGGAAUAGUAUCACUGUCUGACAUCCUGCAGGCCCUGGUUCUCACAGGUGGAGAGAAGAAGCCCUGAGCUGGGGAAGGGGUUAUGCAGCCUCAGGGGAGAUACCCCCACUCGCUGUCUGCCCAAAGCGCUGGGAAUCAUAUGAAACCUUGGGAAAAAGGACUCUGUGCCCUGCCCAGGACCCCCACCUGCUAUCUGGGAGCCAGGGGAGACACAGAGGGAAGGAGGGGAAUGGGUUCUUAGUUGCCCUUACCCUCAUGCACACAAUUGAGGAAAACUUUCAGCUUAGCCAAUCCUGGCUCCUGUCCCCUUAGACAUAGCCCCACCACUGCCCUAGGGUGAACCAUGGGCUUUGUGCUCCUCAGGCAAAUUCUGAUCUCUAAGAGAUCCCCAGACCUCACCUGGCCUUUGCUUCUAUCUCUGCCCUGACUCCACUCUCAAGUAAUAGCAAAACAAAAAUCUUCAUAAAGAUGUUUUUAUUCAUCCUGUUUUAUGCUGUAUGGAGGAUACUGAGUCCAUUUAUUGGCAUUCUUCCCAUGAUCUGAGUGGGGAGGAUUGUGGGGAGGAGGGGCUUUAAUGCAUAUGAAGGAAGAUGAUUAGGUGGAGGAGGAGGGCAGAAGGGUUAGCCAAUGUUACUGCUUUUCAUGACAAAUUAAUUAAAUGAUGAGAUUCUCCUCAUAGUAUUAUAGUGUUUGAUUUUUGC